This is a messenger RNA of Fukomys damarensis (Damara mole-rat), 1054 nucleotides long. It is a transcript of the gene Aif1l, whose product is annotated as allograft inflammatory factor 1 like. The record is from RefSeq and is a predicted model, not a curated record. The coding region runs from base 111 to 785 and encodes 224 amino acids. NCBI's taxonomy places the organism in Eukaryota, Metazoa, Chordata, Mammalia, Rodentia, Bathyergidae. Gene Ontology annotation, cellular component: ruffle membrane; actin filament. The transcript is spliced from 5 exons. Gene Ontology annotation, biological process: ruffle assembly; actin filament bundle assembly. Gene Ontology annotation, molecular function: actin filament binding; calcium ion binding.
GCAGAGUCCACCCACAGCUGGCAGGACCUCGAGCCAAAGGCAGCUGGAGAUGGGGGUGAGGUGACCGUAGUCAGCCAAGCCAGAAGAGCUGAGAGUGUUUGGGACUUUCCAUGCCAACCUGGCCUGGCAGGCAGCUAGCUAGGGGUGCAGAGUCCCAGGUGGCUGAGGCCUGGCUCAGGAGGAGGAGGGCUGUGGCUCUUGGGGCUGAUUUGAACAGCAGUGGGACCAGGGAGGGUAAACAAGAGCGCACCGCCCAGAGAAGGCACACAGAUGACCGGCGGCCACACAGGAGCCGGCACCAGUCACGGCUGCGUGUCUUCCCUCUGAGCCCACCACAGCGCCCAGCCUGGCAGCUGCAGUGGCGUCCCCUCCUGGCAGGCCACAGUGGCCACGGGCCACCCAGUACGCUGCUUCUGUGGCCUCAGGAGUUCCUGUGCGACCAGAAGUACAGCGACGAGGAGAACUUGCCGGAGAAGCUGGCGGCCUUCAAAGAGAAGUACAUGGAGUUCGACCUGAACAGCCAGGGCGAGAUUGACCUGAUGUCUCUGAAGAGGAUGAUGGAGAAGCUGGGGGUUCCCAAGACCCACCUGGAGAUGAAGAAGAUGAUCUCGGAGGUGACGGGCGGGGUCAGCAACACCAUCUCCUACCGAGACUUCGUCAACAUGAUGCUGGGGAAGCGCUCGGCUGUGCUCAAGCUAGUCAUGAUGUUUGAAGGCAAAGCCAACGAGGGCGGCUCCAGGCCAGCCGGGCCCCCGCCAGAGAGAGACAUUGCAAGCCUGCCCUGAUGACCUGCGCCUGGCCUCUGCCCCUCCGCACCCCCCUUCUCUCCUGACUCCUUGGGAUUCGUCCUACUCCUUUGUUUGGCCGCUGUGGGUUCGUGUGUUUCCUUAGCAGUCUUCUUGUAAAGCACAAAUUAUCUGCCUUAAAGGGCUCUGGGCUGGGGAUUCCUGAGCCUUGGGUCCCCCAUUCCUGUCUCCUUCCUGCCUUUUCCCGGCCCCGUGCAGAAGGGCUGAGAUCAAACCAAACAUUGGAGGGGCCGGGCCAGAGCAGGGAG